AUGUAUAUCCCUCACCAAACAGGUCGUUUGCAGCUUACCCAGCUAGCCAAUAGAUUUCUCAACAAUGAGGAGAAGUUGCCCUAUUCUUUCUAUGUAUUUGGCGAGGAACUUCUUGUGCCCAUUGGAACUUACAUAGAGCAAAGAAAUGUGUCUAUGGAGAAGAUUUUGAUGAUAGUGUAUCGACAACAAGCUGUUUUCCGAACUCGACCAAUUAGUCGUAUUUCUGCUACCAUUGCUGGUCAUGAGGAUUCUGUUCUGUGUGUUUCAUUUAGUCCUGAUGGUAACCAGUUAGCAAGUGGCUCAGGUGAUACUACUGUCCGUCUGUGGGACCUCAACACUCAAACGCCAAUGUUUACAUGCAGAGGGCACAGGAAUUGGGUUAUGUGCAUCGCAUGGUCUCCAGAUGGUAAGCACCUUGUGAGUGGUAGUAAAGCUGGUGAAGUCUGUUGUUGGAUUCCAAAAACCGGAGAGCUAGAUGGCAAGCCCCUUAUGGGUCACAAGAAAUGGAUUACUAGUAUCUCAUGGGAACCAGUUCACCUUAACUACCCAUGCCGUCGGUUUGUUACUUCUAGCAAGGAUGGGGAUGCUAGGAUAUGGGACAUUACACUCAGGAAAUGUGUAGCCUCUCACUGGACAUACAAGUUGUGUUACUUGUGUCAGAUGGGGUGGGGAUGGAAUCAUAUAUACAGGUUCUCAAGAUUGUACAAUAAUGUUGUGGGACGUUUCUCAGGAGGGAGCUCCACGUUUGAAGUUACAAUUGAAGACUAUGUUCUCCGGACAGGAUCAUUUGACCACACUGGUAAACAAUAUUCUUCACCUGAAGAAGUUAGAAAGGCUGCACUCAAAAGAUACAACCAAGCUAAAGGAAUGUCCGGUGAAAGAUUGGUCUCAGGUUCUGAUGACUUCACAGUGGUUCUUUGGGAACAGUCUGUUAGCAACAAACCUAAAAAGCAUUUGUUGGGUCAUCCGCAGCCUGUAAACCAUGUGUGUUUCUCACCUAAUGGCCAGUGGAUUGCGAGUGCUUCGUUUGAUCGAUCUAUCAGGAUAUGGGAUGGUAUCACAGGGGACUUUAUUACAACUUUGCGAGGCCAUGUUGGACGUGUUUAUCAGAUCAGUUGGUCCCCGGACAGUAGGAUGCUUUUAAGUGGUAGUAGAGACUCUACUCUUAAGGUAUGGGAUAUUGGGCUCAGAAAGUUAAAGCAAAAUCUUCCUGGUCAUGAAGAUGAGGUUUAUGCAGUGGACUGGAGUCCAGACGGUGAGAGAGUAGUCUCUGGUGGUAAAGAUAAAUGUCUGAAGCUAUGGGUGGGUUGA
Arabis nemorensis is the source of this 1311-nucleotide messenger RNA. The record is from the annotation of a GenBank genome assembly. NCBI's taxonomy places the organism in Eukaryota, Viridiplantae, Streptophyta, Magnoliopsida, Brassicales, Brassicaceae.